AACGGGGAGAGCCACUCAUACAUUUUCUCAUUAUUUAAGUGUAUAUGCGAUCUCUUUUUGGUGCCUUUCCCUUCUUACGAGUCUGGAGACAACUUCCUGGAAACCUUGCUCUGUAGCGGUGCCAAUUCCCCCCACCCCUCCACACGCUGCCAACUGAGUGACGUCUCGCAUGGAGAAAAAAAAAAAAAGAAAAAAAAAAAGGGGGGAGCUGAAAACUCGGCGCGCACACUGAAAUCUCUCAUUCAUUUCGCCCUUAAAGGCGACCGGUUGCAGAGACGGGGAAAAAAAGAGGCGCGGAUUUAAUUAGCUGGGUUUUCUCAGUCCUCUCCUCAGUGAUCGCUCAUUUGCGCGGGUAUUAAUCUCUCUUUUUUUUAUCUAACUGUCUCUCUCUCUCUACUGUGCUCUCCUUCUCUUUUCUCUCUCUGGAGGCUGUGGAGAUGAUUAUGCACCCAUGGGAGACAUACACCAAAGCCGAGCCAAGCAUCCCUGCGCUUCCGUGGAGUUGUUGCGGGCAGGAAGAAUGUCACCCACUUCUGCCGGUGCACAAUUUUCAUUUUGAGCGCUGAUUUUGAGAGAUACUCACUGCCCCUUUGCCCACGGAAUUUGCGGCUGUUAAGGCACAUCAGAUUUUAACAGAGGCUGGCUUUCUCGCGUUUCUAGCAGCCCGUUAUUCUUCGGAGUGCGAUCACUGAUACUCUCCGUCUAAUGGAUAGGGGGAGCUGAAUUACUGUCGGGGGCUUGACUAUUCAACAAGCUGCGCUGCUCGCUCCUCCUGGCUGCACAGCGAUGGGCGCAGUUUGCCUGAGCCUUCCACUCCUCGCUUUUUCGGCCCACUUUGUUGAAUCUCCACCUUGGUGACUAAAAUGGAGAUUUUCUAACAAACUUCAAAAACCAUCAUCAGUCGACUCCAUCGUCCCUACAAAAGUUGAGCAUGGCGCGUCCGGGUGUCUGUGUGUGGAGGCUGUUUUUGCUCCUGAGCGCCGUGGUGGAUUUCGCGCUGCUCCAGGAGACCUACGCGCCACACUCCAUAAGGACACAGGGGCACUUGACCCUCGGCGGGCUCUUCCCGGUGCACUCGAGGGGUCCCGACGGCACGCCGUGCGGGGACUUGAAAAAGGAGAACGGCAUCCAGCGCUUGGAGGCCAUGAUGUACGCUUUGGACCAGAUCAACCAGGACGAGCAACUCUUGCCCAACAUUACCCUGGGCGCACGGGUGCUGGACACUUGCUCGAGGGAUACGUACGCUCUGGAGCAGUCUUUAACUUUCGUGCAAGCCCUCAUCACGAAGGACACAUCAGACGUGAGGUGCACAAACGGGGAGCCGCCGGUGUUCGUCAAGCCUGAGAAAGUGGUAGGAGUGAUCGGAGCCUCAGCGAGCUCGGUGUCGAUUAUGGUUGCCAACAUCCUACGCCUCUUUCAGAUCCCUCAGAUAAGCUAUGCGUCAACAGCCCCGGAGUUGAGCGACGACAGGCGCUACGACUUCUUCUCGAGAGUGGUUCCUCCGGACUCGUUCCAGGCCCAGGCCAUGGUUGACAUCAUCCAAGCCUUAAACUGGACCUACGUCUCCACUGUUGCCUCUGAAGGCAGCUAUGGGGAGAAGGGAGUGGAGGCUUUCACCCAGCUCUCCAAGGAAGCAGGUGGGAUCUGCAUUGCACAAUCUUUGAAAAUUCCCCACAACCCCAAGACGGAGGAUUACGACAAAAUCAUCCAACAGCUGCUGGAAACGCGCAACGCACGGGCAAUCAUCAUCUUCGCCAGUGAAGAAGACAUACGAGGAGUUCUCAAUGCCACCAAGAGAGCCAAUGAGGUGGGCCAUUUCCUGUGGAUUGGUUCGGACAGCUGGGGGUCCAAGGGCAGCCCUAUCCACCAGCUGGAGGACGUAGCAGUGGGAGCAGUCACAAUACUGCCCAAACGCUCCUCCAUUGAAGGAUUUGAUGAAUACUUUACGGGUCUCACCCUUGAGAAUAAUCGCAGGAACGUGUGGUUUGCAGAGUUUUGGGAGGAAAACUUUGACUGCCGACUGCUCAGCGCUUCAAAGAGAGAGGAUAGCAGCCGCAAGUGCACAGGCCAGGAGCGGAUUGGGAUCGACUCCAAGUACGAGCAGGAAGGGAAGGUGCAGUUUGUGAUUGACGCAGUGUAUGCCAUGGCCCACGCUCUGCACAACAUGCACAGGGACUUAUGUCCCAAUCAUCCUGGCGUUUGUCCACAAAUGGAGUCCACAGAUGGGAAGACUCUGCUAAAGUACAUACGCAACGCCAGCUUCAAUGGUAGCGCCGGCACAUCUGUUGUGUUUAACAAGAAUGGCGACGCUCCAGGACGCUAUGACCUGUUCCAGUUCCAGGUGACCAACUCCUCCGGCCCAGAGUACAAGGUGGUGGGACAGUGGGCGGACACCCUCCUGCUCAGGCUGGAGGAGCUUCAGUGGCCAGAUGGGGAGCAGGAGGUGCCCAUCUCUGUGUGCAGUCUGCCUUGCAAAACUGGUGAGAGGAAGAAAAAAGUGAAGGGCAUGCCAUGCUGCUGGAUCUGUGAGCUGUGCGACGGCUACCAGUACCAGUACGACGAGACAUCCUGCAGACUAUGUGCGUACAACAUGAGGCCCAAUUCCAACAGAACGGCGUGCCAGCACAUCCCCAUCAUAAAGCUGGAGUGGCACUCUCCUUGGGCAAUAAUCCCCGUCUUUCUGGCCAUGCUUGGUAUCAUUGCCACCAUCUUUGUGAUGGCAACAUUUGUGCGUUACAACGACACCCCUAUAGUGCGGGCAUCUGGCAGAGAGCUGAGCUACGUGCUGCUAACUGGCAUCUUCCUCUGUUACAUCAUCACCUUCCUCAUGAUCGCCAAGCCUGACAUAGCUGUGUGCGCCUUCAGAAGGAUCUUUCUGGGCCUCGGCAUGUGCAUCAGCUACGCGGCCCUCCUCACCAAGACCAACCGGAUCUAUCGGAUCUUCGAGCAGGGCAAGCAGACAGUCACGGCCCCUCGCUUCAUCAGCCCCACCUCGCAGAUCGCCAUCACCUCCAGCCUCAUCUCCGUGCAGCUUCUAGGGGUGCUCGUGUGGUUCGCCGUCGACCCGCCCAACACGAUCGUUGACUACGACGAGCAAAAAACGAUAAACCCCAUGCUGGCCCGAGGAGUCCUGAAGUGUGACAUCACAGACCUGCAGAUCAUAUGCUCAUUAGGUUACAGCAUCCUGUUGAUGGUGACCUGCACCAUUUACGCUAUCAAGACGAGAGAUGUACCAGAAGACUUCAACGAAGCCAAACCCAUUGGCUUCACUAUGUACACUACUUGCAUAGUAUGGCUGGCCUUCAUCCCAAUUUUCUUUGGCACAGCCCAGUCAGCAGAGAAGCUGUACAUUCAGACAACCACCCUGACCGUCUCCAUGAACCUCAGUGCCUCAGUCGCGCUGGGCAUGCUCUACAUGCCCAAGGUGUACAUCAUUAUCUUCCACCCUGAGCUGAACGUGCAGAAGAGGAAGCGUAGCUUCAAGGCUGUGGUCACCGCUGCCACAAUGUCAUCCCGUCUGUCCCAGAAACCCAGUGAGCGGCCCAACGGCGAGGCUAAGACUGAGCUUUGUGAGAACCCUGCUGCUGACCCCAUGAGAAGAAAGACAGAGAGAGCGCGGGCAUCCCAGCACCACCUGCAGUACCUAUGCACUCCAGGACUGUGGAUAGCAUCCAACCUUCAUUCAGACAUGAUGCAUGAGUCCUAACAGAUGCGAACAGAGCUUUGGGCCUGUGUGACUGGGUCGGUCCCUCAGAAUCAAACCACAGGCUGUAAAACUUGCGACGUGGCCCUCUUCUCUUUGUCUGACGAGGAACAAGUUGCCUGCUGAAAAAAGGGGGUCACUGUGAAUGAGGAUAAACACAAAAACACAGACCGUGAAUCUGCUUGAAGAAAUUUUCUUUUCAAAUGUCAUUAAAGCCAUAUUCUCUUUGGGGUGACCAUUAUCAGAUUUUUUUUGUUUUGUUUUUGUUUUUGUUUUGUAUUGUUUGAGUGAUUUUCUUCUGUGCCUCUUUUUCUCUUGGAGUUGAUUUCAUUACCUUGAACAGCGAGCUCUGCCACACACAGCAUUUUGUUUCGACAACUUCAACUCCACUCAGUCCCAGAUUGUUUUUAACCGAGUGAUGGGCAUUGUGAGUAUAUAUUUUUUUGUAAAUAUUUGAGAGUAUUUUCAUGUUUGAAGAACACCGAAAUAGAUAUCGAGUCUUUGUUCAGUUGGAUUUGGAUGGUAACUAAAAGCACCACAAAGUGUCCACUUUGCAUGUGCCAAUGUAUGUCUGUUCUAUUUGAUGUAAACUAAACAAACAACAACAAAAAAAAGAAUCAUAAGAGAAAUAAAUUCAGAAAAUGAUGAUGAGCUUCAGCAUCCUUCUGCAGUUUUUUUUUAAAUCUUUACCAGAUGUGAAUUUUGUUAGAUUAUGGGAUAUGGCUUUAAAGUGUAACUGGAAGCAUGUUUGUUUCUUAUAGUUUUGUACUCGGUUUAUUUUGCCCAAUUAAAGUGUGGGAAACAUUCACAUCGGAGCAAUCAUGCAAGUAUGUUGUGAUGUCUGUCAAAUGAUCAACAUGUAAUAAAAUAAUUUUGUUAUUGUUUCUACAACAAAAUUGGACAGCAAA
Messenger RNA from Fundulus heteroclitus (mummichog), 4611 nucleotides. Its product is annotated as metabotropic glutamate receptor 7. Gene Ontology annotation, molecular function: group III metabotropic glutamate receptor activity. Gene Ontology annotation, biological process: regulation of synaptic transmission, glutamatergic; G protein-coupled glutamate receptor signaling pathway. Lineage: Eukaryota; Metazoa; Chordata; Actinopteri; Cyprinodontiformes; Fundulidae. The record is from RefSeq and is a predicted model, not a curated record. Gene Ontology annotation, cellular component: membrane.